CCCUGGUCCCCUUGGUCAGUCUGCACUGCUACCUGUGGGGUGCAGAACAAAAUGCGGAUUCGUAUGUGCACACACCCGGAGAGUGGAAUGCGUUGUGAGGGACCAUCAGCGGAAUUGAUGGGAUGUGAGGCGCUCAGACCUUGCCCAGUCAACGGGGAGUGGUCGGAGUGGUCACCCUGGUCUCCAUGCACUGCCUCCUGUGCCGGCAUCAAGAGACGAGUUCGUAUCUGUGACAACCCCACUCCAGCCAACGGGGGCCUCCCCUGCAGCGGCUCCCUCGAGCAGGCUAUGCCCUGCGGAAAUGCUGACUGCCCAGUCACUGGGUUUUGGUCGAUCUGGACAGCGUGGAGCCCUUGCCCUGUCAGCUGUGGUUUGGGGAUAAUGAAACGUUCUCGCACCUGCAAUGCUCCAUUUUUCAAGAAAAGUGCAACUCAUUGUGUGGGGCAUAAUCAAGAAGAAAGAUCAUGUGGCUUUCCGGUUGAUUACUGCAAAUAUCUGUCUCAACCUACAGACUCUAUCUUAACAGGGAAAUGGAUAUAAGGGUGUGUUUGUUCACUGUCCAGCACUGCUGACUAUCUGCCAGUAUAUCAUUUAUCCCAGGGAUCAGCAAAGUGCACCAGGCUGUAUUUUUUGUAAAUUUAUUGUUUAUAUAUUAAAGACUCUCAGUUUUGAAGCGUACUGACUUCUCAUUGUUAUGUAUUCUGAUUCAGAUUAUUAUCCAAUAAAAGAGUGAAGAACUGAUACCUGUUUCUGUGCUAACUACUCCCUUAAGGACUAACCCUUGGACCGGUACGAGACCGACCCUUGGACCGGUACGGGACUAACCCUUGGAUCAGUAUGGGAUCAAAGGAAACUGUCUCCUUGGGUGGACUGAUUUUGUCCCAACACCCGUGACAGUGACAAACAUUAAUAUUGUAAUCAAUCAUAAGCCAAUUUAGUAAUGUAAUGUUAACUUCAAAGCACUUUGAUAAACUUAAACUUUUAACAAAAUAUAUUUGUACCUAUUAUGUUGGUCAUCUUUCCUUCAACUUUGCUUUCAUUCUAUUCUUUUUGGGCACUCAGAGAUUCAGAGGAUGUGGGAAUUCUGCAGGGAUGUGGAGAGGCUCAGCAUCUGCUGUGAUCUUGUUGAACAGUAGAACACCUGGAGUGACCAACUGGCCAACUUUUGCUUCUAUUUCCAAGUCUCAUUGAUUUGUUUAUUCCACCUCUUUUUCUUUGGACCAGUUUAUGUUUUCUCAGCCAGUGUAAAAUCUGCAUUGGGACAACAUUCCCGAACCAUUAGUGAAGAGGUAGAAACAGAACUUUCAGAAAAUCAUUAGACAACGGAGCAGAACAAAAUGGUUUGUGAAAGGGAAGCUUUAAGAAAUUUGCUAGAGUUUGCUGAGGAUGUUUAAAAACAAGGUAGAUCAAGGGGAACCAGUAGAUCUAGAUCCCCAGAAGACAAUUAAUUAGGUACCACAGUAAAGGUUACUGCAUAAAAUGAGAGCUCAAGAGGUUGGGGACAAUAUAUUGAUACAGAUGAGAGUGGGUAAGUACUGAACAGUGAAUUAGGAGAAAUGGGUCAUGUUUGAAUUAGUGAUCGGUACUAGUGGAGUGCCACGGGGGUCAGUGCUGGGGCCUCAGCUAUUUACAGUCCAUAUUCAUGACUUGGAUGAAGGGUCUGUGUGUACUGCAUCCAAAUUUGCUGAUUAUACCAAGAUAGGUUAGCAAGUUGUAAGGACACAGAGCUUGCAAAGGAUGUAGCUGGAGUAUAACGUAGAAAAAUGUGAGGUUGUCUAUCUUG
Molecule: messenger RNA, 1783 nt
Organism: Pristis pectinata (smalltooth sawfish)
Lineage: Eukaryota; Metazoa; Chordata; Chondrichthyes; Rhinopristiformes; Pristidae
Product: coadhesin-like
Exons: 4
Coding region: 52-540 (162 amino acids)
Source: RefSeq, a predicted model, not a curated record